AUGCUGCCCGAUUCAACCCAAACCGCUCUGCUCAUGGCCAGCAUCACGGCCAGUUCUACGUUGACUGGGGUCCUACUUUCGCUAUCUUAUAUCAGCAUUCCAGCCCUCCUCAGCGUCGACCUCCCAGAAACUCACUUGAUCGACCUCUGGCGCACUGUCUACUUUCGCGGCUUCCGUCUCUCUCCUCCUCUGGCCGUCCCCUCAGGACUCGCCUGUCUUGCAUCUGCAAUGUUGUCUUCCCAAGUUGACAGCCGUUCAACAUCAUACCUCCUCACGGCAGCUCUCCUGAACCUCAGUGUUGUCCCGUAUACAAUCCUUUUCGUCUCGCCUACGAAUAAGAAAUUGAUGGCUAAGGGAGCUACUCUCGCGAAGAAGUCGACUGAAAAAAACAUCCAAAAUACGAGAGACGAUAUGAAUUCAAUCGAAGAGACCCGGAUGCUAUGUGCCCGAUGGGCUGCUUUGAAUUAUGGGAGGAUGCUUCUUCCUCUUGGUGGCAUGGUCUUGGCAUGGCUUGCCCUUUGA
Cadophora gregata is the source of this 522-nucleotide messenger RNA. RefSeq lists its product as uncharacterized. The coding region runs from base 1 to 522 and encodes 173 amino acids. NCBI's taxonomy places the organism in Eukaryota, Fungi, Ascomycota, Leotiomycetes, Helotiales, Ploettnerulaceae. The record is from RefSeq and is a predicted model, not a curated record. The transcript is spliced from 2 exons.